Messenger RNA from Sesamum indicum (sesame), 363 nucleotides. NCBI's taxonomy places the organism in Eukaryota, Viridiplantae, Streptophyta, Magnoliopsida, Lamiales, Pedaliaceae. The record is from RefSeq and is a predicted model, not a curated record.
AUGAAGUGCUGUACUUUCCGGCGGCUGGCAGUGGCGGUUGUUCUGGCCUUGGUUGUUGGCCGGGCCACGGCAGGGACGGAGGUUAAGUGCGACGACGCUGUGGCGCAGUUGCAGCCAUGCGGCGCCUUUUUGAAGAGUACGGCUGCUAGACCUAACGCCGCGCCGCCUGUUGCCGUGCGAUCGCUGGACAAGCUGGCGAAGUCGUCGCCGAGAUCCCGUAAGAUUUUGUGCGAGUGUUUCAAGGAAACCGCCAGUUCUUUCCCUGUCAACUUGGUCAGAGCCGCGAAACUCCCUAAGCUCUGCAAUGUGACCAGUAGCAUAAGACUUGACCCUAAUCUUCACUGCAACAAGUUAUCAAUCUGA